Messenger RNA from Moneuplotes crassus, 660 nucleotides. The record is from the annotation of a GenBank genome assembly. NCBI's taxonomy places the organism in Eukaryota, Ciliophora, Spirotrichea, Euplotida, Euplotidae.
AAUAAAUUAAUAAUGUCUGCCCAUCAACUCGGAGAAUUUGUGCUCGUAAUUGGAGACCUGAAUAUCCCUCACAGAGAGAUUGAGAUUCCAGAUAAGUUCAAGGACCUUUUGUUGCCAAACAAAAUGCAGUAUGUGCUCUGCCCAGGAAACUUCGGAUCUAAAGAAACAAUGGAAUGGUUGCAAUCACUUGGCUCUGCCAAGUCUAACUCUCACUUUGUUAAGGGAGAUUUUGAUGAGGUCACAACACUUCCAGAGACAAAGACUGUCCAGAUUGGUAACUUCAAGAUUGGCUUAAUUCAUGGCCAUCAGGUUGUUCCAUGGGGAGACCUUGAGUCUUUAUCCUCUGUACAAAGAGAGCUGGACUGUGAUAUUUUGGUCAGUGGGCAAACUCAUAAGAACCAGAUAUCGACAUACGAUGGAAAAUACUUCAUCAACCCAGGAUCAGCUACAGGAUGCUAUUCUGCUCUAAAUUCUAGCAGCACUGCUAGUUUCAUCCUGAUGGCUGUCCAGGGCGACAACGUUACUGCCUUUAUCUACGAGACUAAAGGAGAGGACUUCAAUGUGUCCAGAAUUGACUUCACUAAGAACGGAGAGAGCCACAAGGUCGAAGCUGAGGUAAAACCUUCUGAAGAAACAAAGGACGAUGAUGAUGAUGAAUAA